ACAAUGAAUAAUGAUGUAACCUGUAAAUCAUCAACGGAUCGUGCGCGUAUCGAAACCACGCUAUGUUGUUUGUUGUGAUUUCGUGCAGAUGGCGCAACGGUCUCAUAAACUGCGUAUCUCAAACUGACGUUUUUGGUUAUUUUUGUUCUCGCCUCGUGUUUACUUUAGUGUCUAAUUUCGGUCCAAUUGCGAAAAAUUUGUUGUGCAACAACACUUUAAUCAAUAUUUCGAUCAUACACGGAAUCGCCAUACGGAAUAGUAUCGAUCCGCAGUUCCCGAUAGGUAUAUGUAUACAGUAUCACGUGGUGGUGUGGUGGUUUAUAUAAUUCUUGUUUACCGCACAAGUCGAAACUUUGCGCAUGUGCGUCCCGUCAGUAACCUCAAAUCGUAGAACGGGCUCGGAGUCGGCAGGUUCCGGACAUCCGGGUCGCGGAGCAGCGGAUCCGGCACGCGUGUGAACUUGUGAUGUGCCCUUGUGCCAGCAGUGGCAGUGCGCGUCCCGCGUGUGGACCGAAGCGCUGGUGAUACUCGCGCGCGCCUGACAUGGCCCAGACUCAGUUCUCGCGGAGCUCGGAGAGCGACGCGUGGGCGCUGCUCUCGCUCAAGUCGCCCCCGUCGCCUUCGAAAGUGCAGUGGGCCCAGGAGCCGGCUCCGGUGGCCAUCGCGCGGCUCGACGGGAGAGACUUUGAGUACUUGAUCCGGCAGAAGCGCGUGGUGAUCGGGCGCAACUCGAGCCGCGGUGAAGUGGACGUUAACAUGGGACACUCUAGUUUCAUAUCGCGGCGUCAUUUGGAGUUGUUUUACGACCAGCCGGAGUUCUACCUGACGUGCAACAGCAAGAACGGCGUGCUGGUGGACGGCGUGUUCCAGCGGAAGGGCUCGGCGCCGAUGCUGCUGCCCAAGAGAUGCACGCUACGUUUCCCUUCCACGAACAUCCGCCUGGAAUUCCAGUCGCUAGUAGAAGAGAGCGGCGGCGGGGCGGGGGGCAGUUCCGGCCCGCCGCUGCCGCCGCUGCGCAUCACCAUCCCCGUCGACAACGACGGCCGCAGCCCCGCGCCUUCGCCUACUGGCACAAUAAGCGCAGCGAACAGUUGUCCGACGUCACCGCGCGGCGCCGGCUCCUCGGCGCGGCGGCACGCGGACCUGGGACUAGUAGCGCAGCACUACGCUGAGCUCGCGCAACGACCCACCUCCAACGGCACUGCUGCCUCCGCCGCGUCGGACUCGGGCUACAGCAGCCGCGACGUGCGCGAGCGCGACCGCGACCACCGCGAGCGCGACCACCGGGACGACGCCAAGCCGCCCUACAGCUACGCGCAGCUCAUCGUCCAGGCCGUGGCUUCAGCGCCGGACAAGCAACUCACGCUUAGCGGGAUAUACAGCUAUAUUACGAAGCAUUAUCCUUAUUAUCGCACGGCCGAUAAGGGCUGGCAAAACUCUAUACGUCACAACUUAUCACUUAACAGAUACUUUAUAAAAGUACCGCGCAGCCAGGAGGAGCCGGGCAAGGGCAGCUUCUGGCGCAUCGACCCGCAGAGCGAGGGCAAGCUCAUCGAGCUCGCCUUCCGGCCCCGGCGGCCCCGCGGCGUGCAGUUCCGCGCGCCCUUCGGCCUCUCCUCCAGGAGCGCGCCCACGUCGCCGUCGCAGGUGGGCGUGUCGGGGCUGGUGACGCCCGAGGAGCUUUCCCGGGAGCCCACCCCCGACCUCUUUACCACCGAGGACCACGACCAGAGCGGUCAGCAGCGGUUGAACAACUCCGGGUCGCAGGCGGCGCAGUACCUGUUCCCCGGCCGCAGCGGCGUCAGCCAGAGCGCGCCCGGCUCGCCAGGGCACGGCAUCUCGUACAGCGCGGGCAGCAGCGGGCUGGUGGUGGCGGGGCACCAGAUCACCGUCGUCACCAACGGUGCCGGCGGCGAGCGGGAAGAGAAGUACGUGGUGGGCACGAGCACGGGCGGGCUGGUCUCCAUCCAGGAGGAGGACGCGCUGCAGCAGGAGCCCUACCUGCAGGGCAGAUACUCGGGCGACAUGGAGGCGCUGGCCGGCGAGCUGGUGAUCGAGGCGGCGCCGCUGGAGCCGCCGCACAAGCGCCAUCGCCAUCGCGACGUGUCGGAGGCGGAGGAGCGGCGCGCGUAUUGACGCGCGGCGCGGUGAGGCCCCCGCGGACCCGCGGUGGAGGAUUGUACUCCACACGCCACACCACACACCACACUGUACCCGGUACCGCCGCCAUCUUGCACGAACUCCACGGACAGACCGAGCGCAGCG
Molecule: messenger RNA, 2265 nt
Organism: Cydia strobilella
Lineage: Eukaryota; Metazoa; Arthropoda; Insecta; Lepidoptera; Tortricidae
Gene: FoxK
Product: forkhead box protein K1
Exons: 11
Coding region: 544-2136 (530 amino acids)
Biological process (GO): regulation of transcription by RNA polymerase II
Molecular function (GO): RNA polymerase II cis-regulatory region sequence-specific DNA binding; DNA-binding transcription factor activity, RNA polymerase II-specific; protein binding
Source: RefSeq, a predicted model, not a curated record